Molecule: messenger RNA, 2696 nt
Organism: Scylla paramamosain (green mud crab)
Lineage: Eukaryota; Metazoa; Arthropoda; Malacostraca; Decapoda; Portunidae
Product: valine--tRNA ligase, mitochondrial-like
Exons: 11
Coding region: 1466-2533 (355 amino acids)
Biological process (GO): valyl-tRNA aminoacylation
Cellular component (GO): cytosol
Molecular function (GO): ATP binding; valine-tRNA ligase activity
Source: RefSeq, a predicted model, not a curated record
CUGAGAGAAGAGAGAGAGAGUUAAGAGUAGUCAGCCAUCCCAUCACCCACUCACCCAGUCACCCACACAUCCCAUCACCCACUCACCCACACACCCAUCUCAUCACAGGGUAGGGCAGUUCAUAGGUACAUGGCACAGACCGUUAAGAAUCUAAUAUAAAUACUCUGAGGAGGCUCUGGCAGGGGUCUGGAGGCUGGCUAAGGAUGAGCUAACAGAUAUAUUAACUCACUGAAGAGGAGAGGGAAGAGUUAACUAAGGAUGUAGAGGCAAUAGAUGAGGGUAAGAACAGCAGCACAUGUUGUAGUGGACAGUUUUGGACAAGAAAGUGACGAAGUGGUACCUGAACAUGAGGGACGGCUGGAAAAAAGGAAGGAGAAAGAAGGAAGCCCUGUGGAGUGUGACGCAGAAUAAUAUUAAUAGCCUCAUCUUGGGAUUAAUGUGAUGAGCUACAAGUAGAGAACAUUGAACAAAAUAGAUAACUUAUGGAAAAGAUCAAAUAAGGAGUUAUGUUUUUAGUUAAGGAAAGAUUCAAAAUGGCUGGAUACAAUGUGGUGAUGGACUAGCAGAUGCAUUAAUAAUUAGAGUCCAAAAUAUACCAGGCAAAAAGAUGAUUCAAAUUAACUGACAUACCAAGCAAUUAAUUAGUGAAAUCAGUCUUUGUUGACUCUUUCAAAGCCUUUCAGUUUGUCGACCUUAGUAUACUGUUAGGAAAAAGAGCGAUAUUAAGACAUGAGGUAUAAGCACUCCUGGUUCAAAGGCUAUUUGACUGAUAGUGUGUGUGUGUGUCUGUCCUAAAUUUGUAAUGAUGGUUUUGGUCCCUCAUCAGUCAUUGAGGGUGGUUGCCUAACUACAGAUAUAGCACAAAUAGAACGACUAACAAAACUCAAAGACGAUGACCAUUAUUAUUAUUUCUAUUAUUAUUAUUAUUAGUAGUAGUAGUAGUAUUGUAUCACGGUAUUUAAUAAUAGAGCCUCAACUUAUACUAGUCUUGCCUGAAAAUCUCUCGUUUUCUAUCAUUCUCCCAUCCUGCAGGCCUGAGCCCAGACCGAGACCCAGAGAAAUGUAAACAAACGCAGAGUCAGACUAUAUAUACGGGUGAAUUUGUUGCUUUUUAGAGCGGCAGUGGAUCUGUACAUGAGUGAGGUGGCGAGGGGCGUGGCCAGGGGGCGGCUAGCAGCGUGUGCCACCAGGGAAAUGUGUAUGAACAUAAUAAAAGGCGCCCGUCAAGAAAGGCACAGAUGCAGGGUGGUGAGGCAGUGUUCAUCCCAGGGGCACACCACACAGGGUCAGCAACACAGAUGGUGGUGGAGAGGCACCUGUGGGACGCCCAGGGGAACACCAGACACGACCUUGACAGACAGAAGAGUUUAUUGAUGAAGUGUGGAAGAAGAGGAGAAAGGAACAAUGAUAUUCGACCAGCUGCGGCAUCUGGGGGCUUCACUUGACUGGGACAGCUGGGACAUGGAUGCAGCGAGAGACUGGCCUGUGUGUCUGUCUGUACAUCCUGACGGAAGCGUUUGUCCGUCCGUACGAUGCUGGGCUGGUGUACCGCAAGGAGGCUCUCGUCAACUGGUGCUGCAGCCUUCAGUCGGCCAUCUUGGACAUUGAAGUGGACCACCUGCACCUGACAGGACCCACGGAGCUGGCAGUCCCGGGGUACAGCAAACCGGUCAGCUUCGGAAAGAUGUGGGACUUCCCUUACAGACUGGCAGACUCAGGUUCGUUCGGUGCAAGGAGUCGGCACAGGAGGCGUCCGAGGCUGUGCAGAGCGGCUGUCUCAACUUGGUGCCACAGCUGCACAGGAGGGCUUGGCAUAGCUGGCUGGACAACAUCACAGACUGGUGUGUCUCCCGGCAGCUCUGGUGGGGCCGCAGAAUGCCAGUGUACCACAUUACUGCAGCAGAUGGCGAGGAGGUGUGGGUGGCGGCUGCUCGGAGGAGGAUGCAAGGCGGAAGGCUGUGGAGAAGGAAGGAGGAAGAUCUGGACAUCUGUUUCUCCUCUGGCCUCUCCCUUUGCCUCGCUGGGCUGGCCGGGUCAGGGGAGGGGAGAGACCAUGCCUGACCUUGCUCGCUUCUACGCAACGACCUUGAAGACGGGUCACGGCAUCCUCUUGUGGGUGGCUCAGGUGGUCAUGCCGGGACUCGACUUGACGGGGAGGCUUUCCUUUGAGACUGUGCUGCUGCAUGGCCUCCAGGGUGAUGGUGGCGGCCACAAGACGUCCAAGUCCUGGGGCAGUGUGAUAAACCCCCUGGAUGUCAUCAGUGGGGCGUCCCUGGAGGUGUGUGACUUGCCGGUGCUGUGUGUUCUGUACUGGUGUUCAUUGGCUGUGGUGAGCAGUACCUUGACAGCAGGUACUGUGCGAGAGGGUGGAGGGGACCCUGAAUGCGGAAGAAGUACUCACUGGUCUCGUAUGAACUCUCCCACAGGCAUCCCAGAGUGUGGAGCUGAUGCCCUUUGGUCCACCCUGUGCUCCACCAGCUUCAGGAAACCGUCACCCCAAACAAUGAGUGGUGGAGGGUGCGUUCUGCGUUGACAGCCAGCAUGAGCGGUGACAGGAGCCAUGGGUGCCUUGCCUCCUCGCACCACCACCACAAGCACCACCACUCCUGCCAUCACCUACAAGGGGGAGACUGUGAUGUGGCUGCAGGUGGAUAGGUUCGGAGGCCUCCAGAGAGCUGCCCAGAGUGAAGCUUGUG